Lasiodiplodia theobromae is the source of this 405-nucleotide messenger RNA. RefSeq names its product N-acetyltransferase. The transcript has a single exon. The record is from RefSeq and is a predicted model, not a curated record. Gene Ontology annotation, molecular function: protein-N-terminal amino-acid acetyltransferase activity. Gene Ontology annotation, biological process: N-terminal peptidyl-methionine acetylation. Gene Ontology annotation, cellular component: NatB complex. Bases 1 to 405 code for a protein of 134 amino acids. NCBI's taxonomy places the organism in Eukaryota, Fungi, Ascomycota, Dothideomycetes, Botryosphaeriales, Botryosphaeriaceae.
AUGGGCAAGACCGAAGCCUCGCCGUACCCGGCACCCGUCCAGCCCUACUCGCCCGACACGAACCCGAACCCGAACUACCUGCCGUGGCACGGCCACAUCACCUGCCUGACGGUUGCGCCCUCGGCGCGGCGCCUCGGCCACGCGACGCGUCUGACGCAGCUGCUCGAGCAAGCGUGCGACGCCGAGGACGCGUGGUUCGUCGACCUGUUCGUGCGCGCCGAGAACGUCGUCGCCCAGAAGCUGUACGAGGGCAUGGGCUACACCAUCUACCGCCGCGUCGUCGGCUACUACAACGACGACACGGACGCCUUUGAUAUGCGGAAGCCCCUGAGCAGGGAUGUGGGCAACAAGCACAUUAGGGAGAAUGGGAGGGAUGUGAAGGUUAGCCCGGAUGAGGUUUGGUGA